This is a messenger RNA of Botrytis deweyae, 228 nucleotides long. RefSeq lists its product as uncharacterized. The transcript has a single exon. Bases 1 to 228 code for a protein of 75 amino acids. The record is from RefSeq and is a predicted model, not a curated record. NCBI's taxonomy places the organism in Eukaryota, Fungi, Ascomycota, Leotiomycetes, Helotiales, Sclerotiniaceae.
AUGUGUGUUCGCAGGGUGGAGUCAUGGGCCAUCACAAGUCAAAAGACAAUAAUCGUCACAAAUCAAAGGAGGAUGGAGUUGAGACCCGAGAUUGUACAAAUUGCUUAUGAUGUAUCAAAUACACAAUUGCAUAAGCGAAGAGUAUCAGAGAUCACUUGGGAAUUCAACGCCAUGUACGAUCGCGUACAAUGGAAUUAUCAAGAAGAUCGAGUACAUAAGGCGAAUUGA